This is a messenger RNA of Aspergillus ochraceoroseus IBT 24754, 1701 nucleotides long. RefSeq names its product flavin-containing monooxygenase. The transcript has 7 exons. The record is from RefSeq and is a predicted model, not a curated record. Bases 1 to 1701 code for a protein of 566 amino acids. Lineage: Eukaryota; Fungi; Ascomycota; Eurotiomycetes; Eurotiales; Aspergillaceae.
AUGCCUCCCUGCUUUAAAGUACAAAGAAAGGAAGCGGGAGGGUUAGAGAGAUGGGGAGCUUCAGGGUACUCGAUUCCCCAGAAAACAACAUGGAUGGACCCAGAAAACCGCCGCCUCCGGAUAAUUACUAUCGGAGCAGGAUUCUCUGGGAUUCUCAUGGCAUACCAAAUGCAGAAAGAGUGCCAAAACAUGGAACAUGUUGUAUAUGAGAAGGACCACGAUAUCGGAGGUACCUGGUUGAAGAAUCGAUACCCAAAUGCGGGAUGUGACGUUCCCAGCCAUGCCUAUACAUAUCGAUUUGCUUUGUAUCCAGAUUGGCCCCGAUAUUUUUCCUACGCGCCCGAUAUAUGGAGUUAUCUGGAUAAGGUGUGCACCGUGUUUGAUUUGCGCAAAUACAUGCAGUUUCAUACGGAGGUGAUAGAGUGUCGCUGGGAUGACGAGAAAGGCCAAUGGAAAUGGCCCGAUAUCCCGGGAUUGCAUGAUCGAUUCCAGGGCCGGGUGAUCCAUACAGCUGGCUGGCCAGAUGACUAUAGAGAGCAACAGUGGAAGGAUGAUCGGGUCGCGGUCAUUGGAUCGGGUGCUUCCUCUGUGCAGGCCGUCCCAGGUAUGCAACCUCAUACCGCGCAUUUGGACGUGUUUGUGCGAACCGGAGUCUGGUUUGGUGUGUUGGCUGGCAACAACGGGACGCAAGCAAGGGUAUACAGCAACGACGAGUGCGCUGAGUUCCGUAAGAACCCAAAGACCUUGGUAGAGCAUGCAAAGAGUAUCGAGGCCGAAGUGAAUGGCAUGUGGGGGGCCUUCUACAGCGACUCCAUGGCCCAGAAGAUGGCCUCGGGCUAUUUUCGCAAGCGUAUGGCGGAUAUCAUCAAAGAUGAGGAAUUACUCCGGGGAUUCACGCCUACAUUUGGGUUCGGAUGCCGUCGCAUCACACCCGGUGAUCCGUAUAUGGAGGCUAUUCAACAACCCAACGUCAGUGUGCAUUUCACGGCCGCUGAACGCUGCACCGAGGAAGGAGUGGUUGGUGCGGAUGGUGUAGAGCGAAAGGUCGACACCAUUGUCUGUGCAACGGGAUUCGACAACACGUAUCGUCCACAUUUCCCCAUCAUCGGCCAACAUGGCAUCGACCUGCGAGACAAAUGGGACAAAUGUCCCGAGGCUUACCUUGGCCUAGCAGUUCCGGGGAUGCCCAACUACAUCACCUUCAUUGGGCCUUCUUGGCCCAUCCAAAAUGGCAGCGUCAUGGCGCCGCUACACUCGGUAUCAGAGUAUGCAAUCCAAUUCCUGAAGAAGAUGCAAAAUGAAAACAUCCGCAGUUUUGCACCAAGGCAGGAUAUCACCGAUCAAUUCAACGAUCAUGUACAGGAAUGGGUGAAGCAUACUGUGUGGAAGGACGAUUGUCGCAGCUGGUAUAAAAACAACGAAACAGGACGUGUCAAUGCUAUAUGGCCCGGGUCCUCCCUGCAUUAUCAGCAGGUGGUCGAUCGUCCGCGGUAUGAAGACUUUGAGAUUCGGUACUUUGAUAGCAAUCCCUGGGCUCAUCUUGGGAUGGGUUGGACCAUCCUGGACCGCGAAGGAGGAAAGAAAGCAGACGUUUCCCCCCAUCUCUGUUUGGAAAACAUUGAUCCCAUAUGGUUCAAAGCGAUGGGCGGAGACAUCAAUGCACUCAAUCCCAAUUCAACGGUAAACCCGGGGAGAACAUGA